UCCGCAAAACUUGACGUAACGGGCACACUGAGAGGAAGACCGGGCGCCGUUUGUUGGGAAUCUCACCGCGCGACAGGGCACGGCACGGCAGGCUUUGGGGAAGUCGGUGUCCCGCUGAAUCUGCGCUUCCCACCUGGAUAUAACCGGACGCACGCGUGGCGGAGAAGCGGAAAAUUAUGGCGACGUUGGGACCGGAGUCGGCUCGCCCUCCCCUCGCCCAGCUCGGAUCUCCUCCGUCUAACCAGCCUCACGUCGGCUGCGCGAACCUGCCUCCCAACCGGGGCUUGGAGCGCGCGCUGGAGGAGGCGGCGGCCAGCGGUGUGCUGAACCUCAGCUGCCGCAAGCUGAAGGAGUUUCCCCGGACCGCCGCCAACCACGACCUGAGCGAUACGGUGGAGGCAGACCUCUCAAAGAACCGGCUGAGCGACGUCCCCUCAGAGGUCUGCCACCUGGUCGCCUUGGAGACACUAAACUUGUAUCACAACUGCAUCAGGACCAUCCCAGACAGCAUCAUCACCCUGCAGUCGCUCACAUCGCUGAACCUCAGUCGGAACCAGCUGGGCUCUCUGCCGUCGUGCCUCUGCGGUUUACCUCUGAGGGUCCUCAACGCCAGCAACAACAAACUGGUGAGCCUGCCGGAGUCCAUCGGGCAGCUGCACGGCCUCAUGGAGCUGGACAUCAGCUGUAACGAGAUCACGGCCCUCCCCCGACACAUCGGCAGACUCAAAGCGCUGCGGGAGCUUAACGUGCGGCGAAACCUGCUCUGCGUCCUGCCGGAAGACCUGGCCGACCUCCCGCUGGUGAAGUUCGACUUCUCGUGUAACAAGGUGUCCACCAUCCCAGUGUGCUACAGGAAGAUGAGGCAGCUGCAGUCGCUGCAGUUAGAGAACAACCCACUACAGAGUCCACCUGCACAGAUCUGCAUCAAGGGUAAAGUCCACAUAUUCAAGUAUCUGAGCAUUGAGGCGUGUCGCAGCGAGAAGAUGCCCGACUCGCUGUACCUCCCCGUCAUGGAGCGACUCAGUUUCACUCGUCCCUCCACUGGCAGUGUGGAGGACAUGGAGCAACAGAAGAAGCAGGACAGCGACUCAGGAGUCGGCAGCGAUAACGGAGACAAGAGGCUGUCUGCCACCGAGCCUUCAGACGAAGACAGUCUGAGUCUCAACGUCCCGAUGAGCAACAUUACAGAAGAGGAGGGAAUCAGCAAAGACGACUCCAGCGAACACAUCAGCUCCCUGACAGCCGACCCGAACUCCGACUCGGUGCGCCUGAUAGAGGAGAGUCCUACGGAAGCCCUGAAUGACCCGCUGAGCUACAGAGAGUCGACUCUCAGCACUGGCUUCAUCAGCUACAUCAAGGGCCGAACAGCAGCGGACUUUGAAGAGCCCCUCAGGAUAGAGGAAGACUCACACUGGCAGACUGAGCAGAUGUCCAAGGUCUCGGGGGGCACAGAGCUCCAUAUUGACAUGAUUAACCAGCUACAGGAGGCGGUGGAGCUGCUGCAGAACCCCAACAGAGUGAGCGCAGAGCAGGAUGAUCUGUCUGAGGUCCAGCUCUACCCGGUGGAGAUGGUCACCGUGGAGGAGUCGUUCAAUGGACAAGACAGCGAUGAGGGAAGCACAACACCAAAGCGCAUGGAGGAGGGAGGCUAUGAGUUCCAGAAGAAGAGACGGAUGAUUCUAGAAAAGGCCCGCUUUGAGGCCCAGCUUGCAUGCCGGGACUAUGAGUGGCAUAUGUCCCUCAAGCAAGAACAUCGAUCUCCAACCAUGGGACCUCCAUCUCUCUCCAGUCCUCCGUUUGGGCUGAAACCUCGCUCAGCCCCGCCCUCACUGCCGUGCUCACCCCCUCCUUCCUGUCUAGACCCCUCCCUCCUCUCACAGGCCUCACCCCUACAUCGUAGACAUGGCGACGGAGGCAUGCUCAGCCCGGUGUUCCUGCGGAGCCACAAGAGCAUGGAGUCCGUGGACCCCCAGUUCACCAUGAGGAGGAAGAUGGAGCAGCUGAGGGAGGAGCUGGAGCUCAUGGAGCAGCUGAGAGACAUCAUCGAGAGCCGACUGAAGGUCGUCCUCCCUGAAGACCUGGGCUCGUCUCUGAUGGAUGGCGUCGUCCUCUGCCACCUGGCCAAUCACAUUCGCCCGCGCUCCGUCGCCAGCAUCCAUGUCCCCUCGCCCGCCGUGCCCAAGCUCAGCAUGGCCAAGUGCCGGCGGAACGUGGAGAACUUCCUGGACGCCUGCAGGAAAAUAGGCGUGCCGCAGGACAAGCUGUGUCUGCCUCACCACAUCCUGGAGGAGAAGGGCCUGGUGAAGGUGUGUGUCACGGUGCAGGCCCUGGUGGACGAGGCCUCCUCCAAACCCCCCCUGCUGGUGUGAGCAGCGGAGCAACGGGACCGACGCGACGCCGCUCCGCGUCACGCCACGGUUCACCUCUCCGUCGUUCGCAGUAACGCAGCACUUUGAAUUCCCCCUCGUCAGCGUGCAGAAAGGGAACCAAGUCCGUCUGGAGCGGCUUUAUUUACUAACUCAGAAAGAGGAACGUUGAAUCGAGCGGCUUGGCUCACUGCAGGUGUUUUUUUAAAACCUGAAAAUGGGGGGUUUGAGGAUUUUUUUUUUUUUUUUUUUUUCACUGUGAUCAGCUGAAAGGGCAGACAUAGAGGCCCCACAUUUUUUAAGAAAAUCUUCACACUGGCUGGUCCCAUUUUUUGGUAAAAUAUUGUGAUACUGAUGAAAAGGAGAAAGGAAAUUCACAAAAAACAAGCAGAAAUCGAGAUACAGUGGACCCACACAGUGUUUGUGGAUUUUACUUUGGAAUGUAAAUUCCAAGUUAUUUGUGGGAAAUUCGCCUACUAGCGCUUUUUUCGCAGAACAUAUCUAAACUAUUAGAUAUUAUCAAAUACUGAAAAGAAAAUGCAGCUUGAGAAGCUGAAAUAUCUCAGUGCAAUGAUACUUAACAUGAUAUUGGCUGCUGUUUGCACAGCAGUGUUUCUAUGAGAAUUCAAAUUUUAAACCAACUUUUACACCCAAAUUUGCAAAACGAUCACUUCAUGUUUUUCAGUCCCAUAACAUACAACAAAAGACAUUUUUCCAAGGCUGUGUUCAAGUAUACUUAAGCUUAGAGAUGUUUAUUAGCCAGAGGGAUGUUGGCCAGUAGCCAAUCCAGGACAACCAUCAUGGAUGACGUAAGAAUUAUGAGUCACAUUAACAUAAUAUUUGUUUGGACCCUCCCAGAAUUAAUAACUAAAUAUUACUUCCCCCAACGCUGUUUCUGUUGACCCUUUGCAAGUACGUCACCUAAUCAUGUAAAGCCGCCAUGACAGGAGUAUCGAACAGAGAUUGUUUUCCCAGUUUUUUUUUUUUACUUAUCUAUGGCUUCCACUGGUUUAAGUCGAGAUCAUUUAUCUGUGGAAAUACACUUGGUGCUCAUAGACAGCAGUAUUUACAAAAGUCAGAAAUAGCUAGCUUAGAAUCCGACCUAUACCUUUGGUUUUCUGAUGUAUUCGUCGAUUUAAUCAAAUCUCAGACUUUGCUUGAAUUUACAUGCCAGUUUAUAAACAAUGGUUUGUCUUACCCCACAGAACACCUAAAAGUGUACAAAAGUCUAAAUCCUUUAGACUAAAGUCCUGGACCUUAGUAUAUAUCUUUUUCAUAUAUGAUAGGCUAUAUGAUUUCGGGGCAUUUCCUCAUAGUACAGUAUUAGCUGCAUUUCCAUUACAAAUCUGUGCAAAACCUUUAUUAAAAGUUUAUAAUGAGAACUUUUAGCACAAGUGGAAAGUGAGACUGGGGGAGGCGGAGUCUUGCUGCUGCGCCGUCACAAAUCAGACACGUUAAAAAGACGCAUAUAAAGCCUAUGGACUCCUACGGUUUAAUGUAUCGAUACUCGCGGAUGAAAAAUCGAUAAAUAUCGUAGAAUUGAUUUUAUUAUACAGCCCUACUUGCCAGUGCUAAAGGUUUUUAUCAAAAAAUGAAAUUGCCUUAUUUCUAUUGGGUAAAUUUAUUUUCAAACUGUCAAUGGAAAUCCAUCUACACAUUACGUCUUACUACUCUCACUUCCUUAAGAGGUGUAUUAACAUUAAUUUUCGUGCAAAAAAUGUUUGCUCCAAAUCUGUGAGUACAUCAAGGGCUGCUGGUCCUUACGAUUAGUGACUACUAUCCAUCGCUGUCUUCUUUCCUCGUCAAAAAGUUUCUAGACCAAAACGUUUGCUGUGGAUUCAGGUCUGUUUUCAGCCGAUCUUUGACAUAAUUACUGUGAAAUCUACUAACUAAAAGCAGUAUUAGGCUGCCAUUGUCUGAUUUUUGAUCCGCUUUGCAGGAGCUAACGCGGAAUUAUGUUGGUUUGACUUCUGUCAUGGCUGCUUUCUGAAUAGCAUGACGUCACGUGCAAAGGGUCCGUUGCUUCAUGAAAGAAUCCAUUCCGCUUGGUUAAUAGGAAAAAUUAUCAUACCGCUAAAACUCCGCUCCGGGUUUUCCUAUGACAAUUCACCACCACAUGCUCCGAGCAUAAACAGAAAAGUGAAGGCUGGAUGUUAGCUUCUGCGGUAAAGCUAAUACGGUUUUCACUGUUCGUAUUAAUGCAGAUGAAGGUAUAUUGGAUAUUUGAACUAUUAAAACAGCCAGUGUUAAUAGUUUUUGUAAAUUUUUCACAUAUUUCAACUAUUCAUGGAUAGCUGUGGUCUCUAAGCCCCAUGAAUACCAGGGUCCACUGUACUGUAAUCAACUAUGCUAUUUUAUGAGAAAAGCCAUAAAAAAAUGCCAAAAAUGUCUUUUUUUUUUUUUUUUUUGAUGACUAAUUCAGAAAUUGGUAGUGUUUUUAUUGAGAUAUUUUUGAAAUUGCAAAUUUNUUUAUUUAUUUUUUUUCUUUUUCCUUGAAAAAUCAACGUAUUUAAAAUUUCCCAACCUCUUUUCCCUCUCCAAUUAUUUUUUAAUCCCUUCUUUUGGCUUUAAACAUAAGUUGUUUUAGAAACUUUAAAUUUUAUUGAGCCUUUUUGGACACAUUUAGACUUUUUUGGCAUAUUAGUCUGAAUAUUUUAGGCGCCUCAGUGAUCCCACUGCCUAUGCACAUGUCAUUGAAAUUUUCUUUUUUUGGGACUGUGUACAGAUAUAAUUAGUUGUUUUUCUACUGAGCUUAUAGUUGAAACGUUUUUGCUCUCACUUCAGAGAAUCAAACCAAAAUACUAAAGUCUUAUGACAGAGGGAGAAGGCUUUUUAUCUACUUCUAUUUAAACCUGAAGAUAUUUAUAAUAUAAAGAGAAGCUGAAAAAUAAAAAACAGAGGCUUGAGUUGUUGUAUAGAGUCGGACAGAAAUAGGCCAAAGCUAUUUUUCUCUAAUAUAUUUUGGGUAUAAGUGUGUAUAUUUUCUAAAGUUUACCUGUGACUGUCUCUGACGCGGGUGUAUAUCUGUCACUGUCUCUCUGGAGGACACUAAUCUGACUUUCUCGUGCGCCACUAACCGAUUUAUCCAGUGGAAAUGGAACAGAUGGACUUGUUGAUGUGUUUCUGUCGAUGCAGUUUGUUUAAUGUGCCAAAACACACACGGCGUUAAUAAGGAAAAACAGACAAAAAGUGCAACGAGACAAAAUGUGGAAAAGUUCCAGCACUGUACAUUUCUGUGUCUGCCCCCUAGAGGCCGCCGCCUGUCAUUGAUUCCUUAAAACUCGAUGACUCGUGGAUAUCUGACAUUGGGACGCAGGUAGAGGAGUGAGCUAAUCAUCGUGCCUCUCGUUCAGGCCUGGAUUGCUGAAGUGUUUUUUUUUUUUUUAAACAUUUUGAAAUAAUUAUAAUUUUGAGUUUUAAAACAUCUGAGAACAAAAAGUCAGAUUCUCACAGCUCUGGAGAGCAAAUUUCAAGUUAAUGUAGCAAAACAUUCCUUUGGCCUGCUGACUGCGCUGAAGAGGCUUUCUCUCUCUCUCUCUGUGUGUGUGUGUGUGUGUGUGUGUGUGUGUGUGUGUGUGUGUGUGUGUGUGAGAUUACAGACUGUGUGACUCGGGGUGGGCUUGGUUUACUGCACUGUUGAUGCCUCAUUACCCAGCGUGCUUCGUCAACAGUAUUUUAUAGUGUGUGUGUGUAGGUGUGUGUGUGUGUGUGUGUGGCCUUUGGCAUCAUGUUGCUCUGCAGACCUGGCACAAAUGGAUGCUUUAAAGGGGCAGAAAAAUUAUGUUGCCCUCAUUGAACUCUGUAGUAAGAGAACAAGAUGUUUUACCUCCUGAACUUUGAGCCACAUCCUUUUGACUGGAUGGAGACGAAACGCCGCUCAUAGCUAAUACAUAUAAACGCAGAAACUCUCUCAAAACAUUCAGCAUCGUACUUCUUACAUCCAACACACCUAAUGCAGAUUUAAUGUUAUUUCUUGAGCUUUUGUUUUUUUCUCAUUUGCUCAGUGCAGGCAUCGUUUCAGGACAGUUUUGUGGUGGGCUUUCACAUCCUAUAUUACUGAUUAGCUUAGUUAGCAUUUCUGAAUCACUAGCCUAGCAAAGCGGCUUUGCUGUAAUAUGUUCAGUGUUCAUGUAACCCAUCGUCUCGCGCUCUCUUGCUAACGUUGAGUCUUUACCUAGCAACGUAAGAGUGUUGUCAGCGCAGCGUAUUUUUCCCUACUCUUCAAAAUAAAGUUAAAAAAAAUAAAACACCCAGCCGAAUGGAGGUUUAAAAGAGUAAGUUCUGGAGUGGUGGUGGUUCAGAUAUUUCAUUUACACGGUCUGCAGUCUUAAAAAUACUUAAUAUUCAGAUUAAGGCUAACUUUUGUAUUCAUGUGGAAAUAUUCCCGUCUCAGUUUAGAUUAUGGUGCAGCUGUUUUCUGCUGUUUGUUCCAGAGGAAGAGCAUAUGGAAAUGAAAGGUCGCCCUCCACAGGCAGGCAGCCGGUACUACAGAGGCAUUAAAACUAUUCAGUUAGUAGAAACCUAACAUCAGUUAAAAACUAGAGCUUCCCCUUUACAGCAUCCACCAGAACAUGGUCUACUUUAUGUUUCCAGUUUGUCUGGAGAGCCAGAAAGAAACUUUAACAUUCUUGAACUGCAGUGUUGUUGUUUUUUUUUUCAUCUUGGUUUCCAAAGCUUUAGCCACUUCCAGAUUCAGCAGUAAAAUAAGGAAUUUUAAUUUAGAAACUAGACAAAAAAA
Molecule: messenger RNA, 7104 nt
Organism: Poecilia latipinna (sailfin molly)
Lineage: Eukaryota; Metazoa; Chordata; Actinopteri; Cyprinodontiformes; Poeciliidae
Gene: lrch1
Product: leucine-rich repeats and calponin homology (CH) domain containing 1
Exons: 20
Coding region: 177-2369 (730 amino acids)
Cellular component (GO): cytoplasm
Molecular function (GO): protein binding
Source: RefSeq, a predicted model, not a curated record